AUGCCCUCAGAGCUGAGUUCACACUCCCAAGCAGCUUCAUACGCACAGAGCGGUUAUGGCAACCGCAUGGGAUGGGGCACCAGGCCGGUAUUAGUCCUGAUCGAUGUGUGCAGGGCCUAUUGGACGCCGGACUCCCCACUGGAUUGCAGUGCACACGAGCCGACGACUAGAGUGCCCCAGGUGAUGCGCGGCUUGUUGGCGGCUGCACGAGCAUCGGAGACUCCCGUCAUCUGGACGGCGGUGGAGUAUACAGAUCCUAACAUGAAAGAUGCAGGUCUUUUCUGGCUCAAGUCUAAGACACUGGAUGUAUGGAAUGUGGAAGAUAAGCGCGGACUGAGCGACUGGGUCGAAGGGUUGGUGCCGGAGAAGGGCGAAUUGGUCAUCAAGAAGAAGUACGCAAGCGCUUUCUUUGGGACGUCAUUGGCUACGGAUCUCAGAGUCAUGGGCGCGGAUACUGUGGUGCUGUGCGGUGUCAGCACAAGUGGUUGUGUGAGGGCAAGCACACUAGAUACAAUGCAAAAUGGGUUUCGGCCAAUGGUGGUGGGUUCUGCUUGUGGCGACCGCAGCGACGAGAUACAGAAUGCUAACCUGUUCGACCUGAAUGCAAAAUACGCAGACGUUGUAAGCGAGAACGAAGCACUUGAGCACUUGAAGGCCGGAUGGCCAAAGUCUUCAUGA
This is a messenger RNA of Truncatella angustata, 678 nucleotides long. RefSeq names its product putative N-carbamoylsarcosine amidase. NCBI's taxonomy places the organism in Eukaryota, Fungi, Ascomycota, Sordariomycetes, Amphisphaeriales, Sporocadaceae. The transcript is spliced from 2 exons. The record is from RefSeq and is a predicted model, not a curated record. The coding region runs from base 1 to 678 and encodes 225 amino acids.